This is a messenger RNA of Drosophila busckii, 858 nucleotides long. RefSeq lists its product as uncharacterized. Lineage: Eukaryota; Metazoa; Arthropoda; Insecta; Diptera; Drosophilidae. The coding region runs from base 5 to 832 and encodes 275 amino acids. The record is from RefSeq and is a predicted model, not a curated record. The transcript has a single exon.
UUGGAUGAAGCCAAUGCAUUCAAUCGAUUGCAAGAUGUAUCAACUGCUUAUUUAUCUGAGCUGCUGCUGUUUGCUGCUGGUGGCUGCCAGCAGCAAAGAGUUGGAAGAGGAUGUGACCUAUCAAUUUCUAACUGAGCAGGAGCAAGUGACGGAGCCUGCUCCUGACGUGACUGAGGCAGCAGCAGCUGUGUUUGACUUGCCUCGCGAUGGCAACACUUGCCCCACAAACUCGGAGCGUGGUCUCACUCGUCUCAUACGCAAUGCACGCGCUCAGCUGCCCAUUGAGCGUAUGCGUAAUAUUCUAGCCAAUGCUCGCGAUGAUGCCGAAGUGGCAGCGCUGCUGCGUCUUGUGCGCAGCGAUCAGUUCAAGGAGCGUGUGCAGUCACUGCGCAGCACCAAGGAGCAGGGUGUACUACGUGAUUACAUCUGUCGCGCUCUGCGGCUUAAUCAUAGUUACUUCUUGGAAUUUGUGCGCAGCUUCAUUAACACACAAGCGACUGAGCCAGCCAGCAGUAAAUUGCCGCAGCGUCGUCCUGGUGUGCGUGGCUUGCUGCUGGACUUGCGUGAUGCUUUGCCACGUGGCCAGCUGCGUGAUAUGUAUCGCCGUCAGCUUGCGGCGGAUAGAGACUUGGCGGAUGCAGUGCGUCGCUUGCGUGGCCCCGAGUUCCGGCGUCUCUUGAGUAAUGUCCGUGCUCUGGCCGAGUAUCGUGUGGUGCGCACUGAGCUGGAGAAGGCCGGCGUGCCCUUGCAGGCGCUGCUUAAUCUUGUGUCCAAUGCUUUGGGUUGGGGUAAUGCUGAUAUGGGCAGUGAGGUUGAUAUACUGAGCGCUUGAAAGGAAACAGCUGAGAAAAUGAGAUU